AUGUCACUGGGAUCUAAUUCAACCUCAGCUCCACUGAAGGACACAAAGAUAUCGUCAAACUCAACACUUGCCACGACUUCAAGCUCGAAUCAGAGUGGGUCCAAUGAUUUCGUUAAGAAAUUGUUUCUCAUGCUACAAGAGGACAAUUACAAAGAUAUAGUACGAUGGACGGCACAAGGGGAUAAUUUCCAUAAAGUUAAGAUCAGCAACGAGGAGAAACAGACGUACCCUUAUGGCGACGAUGCAUGGGAGUUUAAGCAUCCCAACUUUAAGAUUAAUGAUCGUGAAUCUUUAGAGAAUAUCAGGAGAAAAGGACCAGCAACGAAAAAGAGUGCAAUAGCUGCCACAGGAGCAGCAGCAGGAGCUGCGUCAUCAAUAGAUAAUGGUAGUAAAAUAGCAGGUCAAGGUCACAAAAAGAGCCAUAGUCUAACAGAUAUCAACCUUGAUGAAACAAGAAACCUGGCCGAGGAAGCAAAGAAAAUUUCACAAACCAUUGCGCAAAUCACACAAUUGAAUCAUACUGUUAACCAGCUCAAAGAUCAAAUCGAGCACUUGAAAGAAAGCAACCAACAUACUGUGCAAGAAAAUUUGGUAUUGCAGAAGAAGUACAAGACUUUGGUGGACCAUAUUGUAACCAUCAACUCUUUUAACGAGAGGUAUUAUCGAUCAAUGACUACCUUGGCGAAUGUGCUAUUACAAUCAGGAAUCAAGGUACCGCCAUUGGAUUUUCCACCACCAAACAGUAUCGGUGGCAGCAAUAUUAGCGGUAUUGGUAUUGGUAUUGGAGUUGGUGGUGGUGGUAAUAGUGGUGGUGGUCCUGUUUUCCCACACGAGCAAUCACCUUCAAGCCAAAAUAACCCAUUUCCAAACUCUAUGCCGGCAACAUCUUUGCCCAGCAUAUCACAGCACUUGCUGCUGCAGUCUCCUCGAAUACCGCCACAUCUCCAAUCACCAUUAGUGCAACCACCAUUUUUACAACCACCCGGAAUCAAUAAUAAUCACAAUAAUAAUAACAACAGCCACCACGGCCACCACCACAACCACCACAACAAUAACAUUAAUAAUAACAAUAACCAAGCGUUUCACCCACUGCAACAACAGCUUCCGCCACCUCCACCACCUCUGCACAUGGUCCCUUCCCCUCACGCUCCAGCUCAACAAGCACUCUUUGGCGCCAACCGGGCCUUGUCUAUUCCUAGUGGACGCCCACCGCCAAAUUACAAUGCAGCUGUUACCAGCCCAAUAAGUGGUCUUGCAAACUUGUCUCGUCUGCUGUCUAUUGCUCAACCAAAUUCAGGGUUUAUACCUGCAAAAACUACAAACCAAGCACUUGAUCAGAAUCGUGACGGAAUAAGUCCGCGUCAAGAUGGCGAUGCAGUUUAUAAGGGGUUGAAUGGUGCAAGGCACCUGGCUAGUCAACCGCAAAAUCACCCACCUUCUUCGUCUUCAACCAAUCCAGCAGCAUCUGCAACGACUAAUGCAAGUGCACCAAACGAGUUUGUUCAAGCUUCACCUGCAAACAAGCCCUUAUCGCCAUUGACGAGCACAUCUUCGUCACCAAACAAUAAUAUAUUGCCGCAAAUCAGUACAACUUCCAUACCAAACCCCAAAUUCCACGUACUUUUGGUGGAGGACGACAAUGUUUGUAUACAAUUGUGUCGCAAGUUCUUGGUGAAAUACGGGUGCCAGGUUACCGUCGUAACGGAUGGUUUGAAUGCGAUUUCCACGGUUGAACAUACAAAGUAUGAUCUUGUCUUGAUGGAUAUAGUGAUGCCUAAUCUAGAUGGCGCUACUGCCACCAGCGUGAUUAGGUCAUUUGAUACAAAAACACCUAUUAUUGCAAUGACAGGAAACAUCGAAGAUAAUGACUUGGUGACGUAUUUGCAAAAUGGUAUGAGCGAUAUUCUUGCUAAGCCAUUCACAAAGGACGAUUUAUAUUCGAUAUUGUCAAAGCAUUUACUAAAGGAAGAGCAACAAGCACCAGCACCAGCACAGGCACAGGCACAAGCACAUCCACAUCCACAAACGAGUGAGGACGGUUCUGUUAUUAAGAAACAGCGAAUAGAGUAG
Lodderomyces elongisporus is the source of this 2070-nucleotide messenger RNA. RefSeq names its product kinase-regulated stress-responsive transcription factor (gene SKN7). NCBI's taxonomy places the organism in Eukaryota, Fungi, Ascomycota, Pichiomycetes, Serinales, Debaryomycetaceae. The transcript is spliced from 2 exons. The record is from RefSeq and is a predicted model, not a curated record. Bases 1 to 2070 code for a protein of 689 amino acids. Gene Ontology annotation, biological process: regulation of DNA-templated transcription; phosphorelay signal transduction system. Gene Ontology annotation, molecular function: phosphorelay response regulator activity; DNA-binding transcription factor activity; sequence-specific DNA binding.